Enterobius vermicularis (human pinworm) is the source of this 669-nucleotide messenger RNA. Lineage: Eukaryota; Metazoa; Nematoda; Chromadorea; Rhabditida; Oxyuridae. The record is from the annotation of a GenBank genome assembly.
AUGACGACCGCUCACAGGCCAACGUUUGUGCCCGCUAGGGGUGGUACUGGGAAAAAUGAGGGAGAUCUUUCAAAGCUUUCUCAGCAGUAUUCAAGCAAAGAUAUGCCUUCACAUACGAAACUCAAGUAUCGUCAAAAGGGUCAGAGUCAUGCUGAUGAAGUGCGAAGCAAAGACUUACGACGUGAGCUGGAAGAAAAGGAAAGGAUUGCCUCUAGGGAAAGAAGAAGCCGUGAAGGUUACAAUCCAAGCAGUGUCGGCAGCUCGAGUUCUAAGAAGCCACGGAUAGAAGCAGUAUCUCAUGCAGCUUUAGAUGAGGAUGAUCCAUACGAUAACUAUGAAGAUGAAGAUGACGAUUCAGAUGAAGAAGAUACCGCCGAAUUAAUGGCUGAGUUAGCUAGGAUAAAAAAGGAACGAGCUGUGGAAAAAGCCCAGCGUGAUGCUGCCGAAGCAGAAGAACGAGAGCGUAUACGGACGGAAAAUCUGUUGCAUGGAAACCCCUUAUUGAAUACUGACACGUCAGAUUUUAAGGUCAGAAGACGUUGGGAUGAUGAUGUUGUUUUCAAAAAUUGCGCCAAAGGUUUAGAUGAACGUAAGAAGGAGCCUACGUUUAUUAAUGAUGCCAUUCGUUCAGAAUUUCAUAAGAAGUUUAUGGAAAAAUAUAUUAAAUAG